Messenger RNA from Carica papaya (papaya), 1935 nucleotides. RefSeq names its product UDP-glycosyltransferase 89A2-like. NCBI's taxonomy places the organism in Eukaryota, Viridiplantae, Streptophyta, Magnoliopsida, Brassicales, Caricaceae. Gene Ontology annotation, molecular function: UDP-glucosyltransferase activity. The record is from RefSeq and is a predicted model, not a curated record.
AAUAACAAUUAGCUUUCUUCAAAUUGAUUUUGGCUUUUCCUUCAUUGAUUUCCCUGUCACGUUCAUCCACCGACCAGUUUUCCAAAAUUGCGAUAAAAAUGGUUGUAGAAAUGGGGAGAACUGCAGGAGUCUUCCGUUAUGGACUCGACGAGUCAACUGUCAAUUUCCCCAUCAUUCGCACCGCACCACACAAAAAUAUCAAUUAGCGUAAAUAUCGUCCUACGUACAGCUCCGAUCAAUAUAUACAUAUACCCCUACCUUCUCUUCCUCCUUGUUUUUCAUCGGCAACAAUGGCGACCAAACCAGACGACCCGAACAGGAAUCAGAAUCCACACGUCCUGGUGUUUCCGUAUCCGGCUCAAGGCCACAUGCUUCCUCUCUUAGACCUGACCCACCAGCUAUGCCUCCACAAUCUGAGAAUCACCAUCCUAGUCACCCCCAAGAACCUUCCUUAUCUCUCCGCUCUUCUCUCCGCCCAUCCCACUGCCAUCACCCCGCUCGUCCUCCCUUUCCCUCCUCAUCCUUCCAUCCCCGCCGGCGUGGAGAACGUCAAGGAUCUCGGAAACGCCGGAAACAUUCCCAUUUUUUCAGCUCUCCGUAACCUCCGUGAUCCCAUCGUCGACUGGUUUCACUCCCACGAGGACCCUCCCGUUGCUAUCAUAUCCGAUUUCUUCCUCGGAUGGACCAUGCACCUGGCCCGCUCCCUCAGCAUUCCCAGGUUUGCCUUCUUCUGCUCCCCUGCGUUCUUGGCCUCCGUUGUUGAUUUCUGCUGGAACAACGUUGACUACGUCAAGGCGUCGGGGGAUCCCAUCCCCUUCCCCGAUCUGCCUCGCUCGCCUGUUUUCAAGGAGGAGCAUUUGCCGUCCCUGUUCCGGCGUUACAUGAAGUUCGUGUCGGAUCCCGAAAUUGCGUCCCUCAAAGAUAGCCUUGUUGCCAACACGCUGAGCGACGGAUGUAUCAUAAAUUCCUUAGAGAGUUUGGAAGGAGAGUAUUUCGGUUACAUAAAAAAGAAGAUGGGUAGUAACCAGGUUUUCGGGGUUGGCCCGCUGAGUUUGACAGGUUUGGAUCCUUCGGGUCGGGGCAGUUCAGGUCCGGAAACAGAUUCGGAUGCCAAUAUUUUGCGUUUUCUUGACGAAUGCCCCGACGGAUCAGUGGUUUACGUUUGUUUCGGAAGCCAGAAGCUAUUAACCAGAGAGCAAAUGGAGGCUUUGGCUUCUGGCCUUGAGAAGAGCAUGACCCGUUUCGUUUGGGUUGUCAAAGCGGGCACAACCCAACAGUUGCAGGACGGGUACGGACUGGUACCCGAGGGGUUUGAGGAACGAGUGGCAGGUAGAGGAUUAGUGGUGAAGGGUUGGGCUCCACAGGUGGUGGUACUGAGUCACAAAGCGGUGGGUGGGUUUCUGAGUCACUGCGGGUGGAACUCAGUGUUGGAAGGGAUAGUGGGUGGGGCGAUGAUACUGGCGUGGCCGAUGGAAGCUGACCAGUUUGUGAAUGAAAAGCACUUGGUGGAGCACUUAGGCAUGGCGGUCAAGGUGUGUGAGGGGGCGAACUCGGUGCCUGACUCGGACGUGUUGGGUCGUAAAAUUGCUGAGUCAAUGGGCGAUGAAGGAGGAGUGAAGGUGAGAGCGAGGAAAAUGACAGAGAAGGCGUUGGCCGCCGUGAGGAAUGGUGGUAGCUCCUAUAUUGACCUGGAGAGGCUUACUAGAGAGUUGACCCACCUUCAGACUACCAAAUAAUAAUUACUUAUUUUAAAUUUCAAUCUUUUGAUUGCAAUCAGGACUUGUUCAUGUUAGGGUAUAAACAUACGUAUUUGCAGAAAUGCAAAUUUCAACAUUAUAUUUGCAAUUGUAACUUAAUUCACGAAAGAUCGGAUUGUUACAGUACAACAUACAUAUCGUGAGAAUAAUAAAGGUGCUGAUUAUUUAACGAACCUAA